AUGAAAUGCUUGUCAGCUUCGUGUGCACUUGCUGCCGCUGCUGGGGUCUUGACUCAUCUCCUAUAUUUUAUCCGCGGCGAGCAUCACAAAAAUGCACAUCUAUGGAUUCCCCGAGCACUUGCAGCAAUUGGUCUGCUUGCCGUUGUGGUCUUCCAGUUGACGCAUUAUCGACUGAUCUUCACGGUCAUCACGACAAUUGUCCUCAGCACUUGUUAUUUUGCUGGCCUUUACCUCAGCAUAGGGCUGUACCGCGGCCUUUUCCACCCAUUACGAAGGUUCCCAGGCCCGUACUGGGCACGAUUGUCGAAUCUCUAUCACUCGUAUCUGAUUCGGAAUUCCGACAAUUAUCUGGUUAUUCAGAAGUUACAUGAGCGAUAUGGGCCGAUUGUCCGGACAGGUCCCGGUAACUUGUCCAUCAACGAUCCAGCGGCAAUACCGAUCGUUCUGAGCAACGAAUCAAAGUGUAUCAAGAGCCCAUGGUACGAUCGAUCUCUGCCACUAGUGAACUUACAUACCGUUCGAAGCAAAACUGUGCACGAUGCUCGCAGGAAAGUCUUCUCAAAGGCGUUUUCUCCCUCGGCGUUGCGAGACUAUGAAGAAAGAGUGGUCGUGCACUGCGAGGAGUUUGUAAGGCAGAUGAAGCGCCUGGCAGGAAGACCAGUCGACGUUUCUCAGUGGUUCAAAUACUUUGCAUUCGAUGUCAUGGGUGACCUCGGCCUUGGAAAAGAGUUCCACAUGAUGACUUCGCCGACAAAUCGCUGGAUCCCCGAGCUUCUCGAGACCAGCAUGGCAGACGUCGGCCCAACAACGCCUGUCCCCUGGCUUGCGCCGAUCCUACACAGACUGCCUCGCGCAGGGCACGGUGCGAGGGCUUGGUUGGACUUUGUUGGAUCGCAGGUUAAAGAGAGGACGCAAAAAACGUCAGCCAGGAAUGAUAUUCUGUCGCAUCUUGUGGAUGUUUAUGACCGCACUGAGAAGAGAGAUAUCGACUAUCAGUGGUUGCGUGGCGACACCAGACUUACCAUCGUAGGCGGCUCUGAUACGACAGCUGCAACGCUGACUUUUCUCUUCCAUUAUUUGGCCAAAGAUCCAAAACAAGUGCAGAAGCUGCGUAGUGAGCUGGAGCCGUUGCUGAGAGGCAAGCCCCAUUUGGAUUCAAAGGACGUGUCCAAGGCCCACCAUCUCAACGGAGUAAUCCACGAAGCCCUACGUCUGCACCCGGCUAUUCCUUCUGGCUUUCCACGCGUUACUCCGCCAGAAGGUAUUACCAUCAACGAGGUCUCUAUCCCCGGAGGAACCACCGUCGUCCUUCCGCCAUAUGCAAUGCAGCACGACGAGCUCAACUAUGUCUUGGCAGACGAGUUUAUUCCAGAGCGCUGGUAUUCGAAACCGGAGUUGAUCAAGAACCCUGAAGCUUUCUUGACAUGGAAUAUUGGAAUGAACGGGUGCAUUGGGAGAGCCCUAGCGAUUAUGGAGAUGCGCGACUUGAUCACCUAUUUCAUCCACGCCUUCGAGGGUGUCAAGUUCGCGCCUGGUGAGGAUGGCAGGGCGCUGCUGGAAGGGACUCUGGAUCAUUUCACAUGUGUGGGUAGCGUUGGAGAGAGUUGUCAAUACUGCAAGACACUGAAUAUACCGUGCGAGUUCAAUCCGAACGGUAGGAAACGGCCAUUUUAUAGGGUUUCCAGCGAUGUCUUCGAUCAUUCCAUCAAACUGCUUCGCCGCUUCGUGUCGGAAGAGGAGCUGCCUGACUUGACAGUGGAAAACAUCCAGAGAGUCCUGGCCAAUGCGGAAAUGCGCUCCAAACCCCUUGUAACAGAGACACCUUCAACAGAAGUUGAACGUAAUGGGGCUGAUGAUCCUCAGCCUGCUGCUGGCGAGAUCCAAGAGGUUGUGGAGAGGGAUGAACAUCCACUCCUGCAAGAAGACUUGGGAUCCAUGAUCCUGGAUUCCCUUGGCAAAUAUCGUUACGUUGGCGCAGAGUCGUCGAUUCGUUGGAACCAUGCUGCUCGAAUGGCAUGCGCGAGCUCCUCAAUCCAUCUGGACCCGAAGGUCGUAUCACCAUUGAAAACAGGGUUGCUACCGCCCUUGACGCCAGAGAGCACAAGCACCGCCCGGACUGCUGCAGAGAUCUACUUCCCGUGUCGCCAGCUCUGUAUACACUAUGUGACACGCUUCUUUGAGCAUAUCCAUUGCCUGUACUGGUUCUACUCGCCCGAACAAUUUUAUCCGCUCCUUGAGGCUACCUUGAAUGAUCGGGGGACGACAGCAACAGCAUCGUGGCUGUGUUCGCUAUAUUCAAUAUUUGCUCUAGGGAGUAUGCGAUCGGGUAAAUAUGCUGUAGGAUUUGGCACGGCAACAACACCUCAGGAUUGCAAGCAGACAGCAGAUUAUCUCGCCAUGGCAAAGGGCCAGUCAUCCGCCGCUGCGGACGAAGCCGAUCUCGAGACCAUCAAGGCUUUCGGACUGUUGGGCUUAGCAAUGCAUGGCUCGUGUUACAGUAUGGCUGCAUACCUCAACGUGGGAGCGGCGGUCAAGAUUGCUUUCUCACUCGGACUGCAUAGAGACAUGUGCUCGAGGACAAAGGAUCUGAUCGAAAGGGAGAGAUGCAGACGGUUAUGGUGGACAAUCUACACCCUGGACCAUGAAAUCUCAAUUCGUCUGGGCUAUCCGUGCGCGAUCGUUGACGAGGCGAUUUUCAUGAAUAUCCCACCAGCGUCUGAACAGGUGUUAGACCCGGGCCCCAAUAUGCCUCUGGGUUAUCAGGCUCUGUUUGUGAGCCUGGUGAAGGUGAGAAAGAAGAUCAGUUACGACUGCUUCCUUGAACCGGCACAAGCUGGCGGCCGGUUACCGAUAAGCCGCGUGUUCAACAGUUUAGCCCGUCAGCGGAGGUGGUUGGAGGGCGUCCCUUCAUAUCUCCACUGGAAGUCUUCUCUUCCGCCCCAACAUCGACGAGCGGUCGCAGUGCUACACCUGCGGUACUGGAUCUCGGUCAUCUUCAUCACGCGGCCUUUCCUGCUGUUCCUGGUCGCGAAGCCUUCCCAGAUCACGGUGCCCGCGAAACGAAAAUGCUAUGAGGAGUUGAGUGCCAGGUGCAUCCAGGCAGCCGAGAGGGCUGUGGAAGUCCUGAAGCACAUGAAAGAGGCCGACGUCUUGUCGAGCAUGACCCUCUUUGACUGUCACUCCAUCGGAGAGGUGAUGUGGAUCCUGAUACUUGCAUUCCAGAAACUAGGCAGCGCCGAGCAUCAACAGAUCAUCAGGUUUUGUCUGGAAACUCUCAAGAGCAUGGAUCAAGUGGGUUGGUGUGGCAAAGUCUUGCCCGAUUUAGAAGCACGGGUCCAAGAGAGCGGUGCCCUGGACAAUCCGGCACCCAUUCUGACAUACUCACACCAGACACUUGCUACAGAACAAAUGCCUCCCCAAAACGAUCAAAGGGCCAGCAGCGUCGACGCCAGCAUAACGAUGCAGACUUCCCCUCCGCCGCCACCCUCUCAAGCCCUGGAAGAGUCGCUUGAUUUCUUUGACUUUGGCUCUCAAUUUAGCGCCUAUGAAAUGUUUGACCUUGAUUGUCAUUCAGACUUGCUGGGUGUGUUCGACGAUACGACUUCAACAGCCCCUAUCUCCAUGUUCGGCAUGCCCCCGGUGUAG
Molecule: messenger RNA, 3645 nt
Organism: Cladophialophora bantiana CBS 173.52
Lineage: Eukaryota; Fungi; Ascomycota; Eurotiomycetes; Chaetothyriales; Herpotrichiellaceae
Exons: 11
Coding region: 1-3645 (1214 amino acids)
Biological process (GO): DNA-templated transcription
Molecular function (GO): zinc ion binding; iron ion binding; heme binding
Source: RefSeq, a predicted model, not a curated record